Lingula anatina is the source of this 3930-nucleotide messenger RNA. RefSeq lists its product as uncharacterized. Gene Ontology annotation, biological process: negative regulation of cAMP-dependent protein kinase activity. The record is from RefSeq and is a predicted model, not a curated record. Gene Ontology annotation, molecular function: cAMP binding; protein kinase A catalytic subunit binding; cAMP-dependent protein kinase inhibitor activity. Gene Ontology annotation, cellular component: cAMP-dependent protein kinase complex; cytosol. Lineage: Eukaryota; Metazoa; Brachiopoda; Lingulata; Lingulida; Lingulidae.
AUGGGCUCUUCCAGCGGGUCACGCGCCAAGAUGAGCCAGAUGUACGAGCGCGUGAUCAAUGUGAUCAAGAAGAGCCCUGAUCAGCGGCAACAGCACGAGGUGGAGAUCAUCAUCCCGUGGCUACGCAAGAAAAGCCAGCUUCUGCAGUCUAUGAAGAAAGAUGUGAUUGUUGACAUAAUACGUAACUGCUACUAUCAGCACAACGCCGCAGAUCACGUGGUCAUAAAGCAAGGAGAGAGUGGAGAGUGCUUUUACAUCAUAGUCAACGGCAGCGUGUCAGUCUAUAUUGACCCAAACUUAUCGGGAGAGUCCGCCUUGAAAGACAAGGAAGAAAAGGAAGAGCCAAAAGAAAUCGAGAGUGCUGAAGAAUUAGACAAUGUGGAACAGGACGAAAACGAAACUGAAAGCAAUACUCAGGGAGUGACGGCGGAGGAGGAGGAGGAAGAAUAUGAAGACGAUGGAGAAAAAGAUGAAGAUGGAGAUGAAGAAGGGGAUGACAUUUCGGACGAUGAUGAAGCAGAUGAUGAUGAAGAAGAAGAAAAACAGUCGAAGAACCGCACGCUGUCCGUGAAGUCAUCGGCAAAGCCACCAAAAUCUUCCAAAUCCACCAAAUCUACAAAAUCCUCAAAGGCAGCCAAAACUCCCAAGAAGCCGCGGUUGAACAGAAGCCUGUACGGGAACUACAUCGUGUCCUUUGGUUCAGGCAAGAGCUUUGGGGAAAUCGCCCUCAUUAGUGAGGACAACAUCAGGAACGCGUCCAUCAUCACAGACGAGGAGACAGAUUUCCUGGUAAUCCACAGGGAUCUGUACAACAGGUGCUUGAAGGCUGCUGCAGAACUAGAGUUUAAAGAGAAAAACGACUUCGUAGAGAACCACCCCUUCUUCUGUACGUGGACGCCCAAGAUGCAAAGUCUUCUGAAGAUGAGCAUCAGAAAGGAGAGCUACAGCUUUGAUACUCCCAUUGUCCGCCAGGGAGAGCCUGUUGUAGGACUGCACUUUAUGUUGAAUGGUCAGGCAAAGUUCGUGGUGGAGCCAGGUAAGCACAAGGGUCAGUACCCGGACAGACACCCCUUCCAGGACUCCGCGGACGUCUACAGCGGGGACUGGAUGCCAAAAAGAAAGCGGUUGGAUUCUUCCAACAACGAUGACCCAAACAAAUCAACAGUAAAACAGGAAUCCGUGCGAGUGCGCAGGCGCGACGGUUACGCCGCAGCAGAGAAAAAACUCCACGGUAAAUCCAUGGAUUUAUGUUUUGUGCGGGACCGAGAAAUCAUUGGAGACAUUGAGAUUGCUAUGAAUCUUGACACUUACUUCGCUACAGUGAUAUGCACUACAAAUACCCAAGCUUUCCUCUUAGAUUUAAAGACAUAUGAGCGACUAAUCAUAAAGAAAAACAAACCAACGAUAGAAACGCUAACACUUCACGCGGAAACAAAGCUCAUGUCGCGAGUCACCUCCCUCCAAGGGAGUCAAGUACCACUUCUACGUCAUCUAGCGUUCAAAUUGCAUCACCAAGAGGAGACGCAACCGAAGAAAACGACACCACUAAGAAACUCAAAGGAGCUUCCGGAUAAAGAGGUGCUUAUACAUAAACUUCUCCAAUGGUUCGUACGGGACAGAGCCCCGCUAAUAGAACCCAUGGUGCCCGGUGCGGUAUUCUACAAAGACAUAAUGGAGGAGAAAGCCAAACGCCGGGAAGGUAUCAGGGCACACAGAAAGAAAAUGGAAAGAAAAAAUAUGCUUCCAAGUACUUUACGCAAAGACGUUAGCCAGGACAGCCGUAAACCUCGCAGCAUAACUGCCUUGAAAGACGUUAUAAAACGCAUGAAGGAGAAGGGUGUCAUUGAUUCCGGGCAGCCAAAGCCGAGAACUUUCGAGCAGCAUUCGCAGGAAAUUGACACGCUCCUGUCGAAACCCAAGCAAGAAUGGCAAGCAGAGAAAGAACGUAAGAGGCAAGAGGUAGUGGAGCAAGAGCGAUUGAAACGAGAGGAUAAUAAUACGCAAGCUGCGCGCAGAGCUUCCAUGCAUCUUAUCUUCGCAGCAGCAAAAGUGGAUCAACCACCCGUGUCCAAGGAGAGUGACACUGUGGAAAACUCUCCCCGGAUUUCUGCUUCAGGGGAACAACACGAGUCCGUGAGUGCAACGAAUUUAGGUCAAGGUCAGGGUCAAGCUGAGGCUACCAAGCAGUCCAAUUCACCGAGUCUAACGUCACCUCCAAGAGAAAUCUCAAAUACCGGUGAUGUGGAGGUGAACACAGGAGCCGAUGGUAACCAAGCCAUUGACAGACUGACUAUCGAACUGCCUGCUAAGAGCAACGGGAGCCCAACGCCGUCUAACGCUACCAAACCAUCACCAACAUGCUCAGUGAGCACUCCAGUAACAGGCAUGCGCAGAAUGAGCGAUCCAGAGGUUUCCAAGGCUACAACUGGGAAACAGUUUCUUCCGGUGAUACAAGAGCGACCUCAGACGGAAGAAAAAGCUACAAGAGAUCUUAUAACGACUUUACAGAAAAUAACUUUGGAACGCGAGCGUGCGAAAUCUCAACCGGAGGAACCAGAACGCAGGGAUAGUCUGUUGCCCGACUUAGAAGUUAACCCAGUCGAAAACCCGUCAAGCAUGGGUCUGAAGAGACCAAGAGGGCUGAAGUUUUUCAACGCCAUAGUGCGCAACAAGAUCCGUCUUUUGGAGAAGCAGCAAGCGUUUCGUGACUGGGAAACCAGCGAUAAGAUUCUCUCGUACCUUGAAGAACGGGUGAAGAGGUUCAGCGUUAAUUCCCACCGCCACGCCAAGUCUGCGGUCUCCCUGCCUCAACUGCGGCGGUACAAUAUUAAAGAAGGUGAGAUAAACCAGCCAAAACCCGGCGGAAAGGUGAUGAUAAAGAAACAGACGUGUCCGCUGACGCAGUGUCGGUAUCACAUCAAAGACCACGAGCACAUACGAUAUCACAUGGUGGAGGCGUUACCAAAUAAGGAUAAAAUUCAAAAAGCACGUGUCAUGGUACAGAUGCUUAUGGAGAAAUCGAUCGAGAAAAAAUUACAGCAGGAAAGUACGUCAAAGAAAAAAUUGGGGCAGUGGAUUCCGUAAUGCUGAACGAGCUGAGCAGUAUGUGCGUUUUUUUGUUUUAUGAUAACAAAGUGAGCGUUACUUUGCUCGUCACCUUCAUAAGUGAUCCUUCAGAAAGUGAUCCGUCUGGACAUUCACGGCAUUGUUUUAUAUAAAAGCUGCGCAGAGGAAUGAAACAGUUCCAGAGGCAGUGUAAUACACUUUGACUGCCAGAUGGUUAGCAGUGCCCAAACAAUUGUAUACAUGCUCAUGACUUGUGAUACGACUUCACCUCAUAAAAUUCACCUUAUAAAGGUUGAAAUGCAAACUUAUAAAAUAUUAAUGGUAGAUAAGCAUAAUUUUGAUAGGUAAUGUACAAAUUGUAAUGAUAUAUUUUUACUCUUGGUGUGUUGAUAUUGUUAAACAUACACUUUUUUCUGUGAUAAAACACAUAGCAGUGUUACCUGGCGCUGGCCGCUUUGUCUUCAUAUCCUUACACAUUUGUGCAAGGCACUUGUUAUACUUGGGCAUACUUGGAUAUAAUUGGGAAUACUUGGAUAAACUUUUAACGAGAAAAAAAAUAGUGGAACUGGUACAUGACGACCAGAUGCGGCGGGUUGAACAGUCAACCUAGCUUGUUUAUUAUAAAGAAACUAUUUCAGCACAGUAGCGCAUUAUCAGAUAAAAACAAAGCAACAUAUUUUGGUGUUUCCAUACACGUUCGAAAUGUACUUGUGUUGACUGCCACUGUUAUGAAAAAUAACACAGUUUUGGUAUAUAAAUCUCCUUCACCCAUACACCUAGUAAUAACGUAUUGAUUUGAUAAACUUUACCAAUGUCAAAUUUGCCAUCUUCUCGCUUUGAAACAUUUGACAUUACAUUUUGUGA